Messenger RNA from Lucilia cuprina (Australian sheep blowfly), 193 nucleotides. Its product is annotated as tyrosine-protein phosphatase Lar-like. Lineage: Eukaryota; Metazoa; Arthropoda; Insecta; Diptera; Calliphoridae. Gene Ontology annotation, molecular function: protein binding. The record is from RefSeq and is a predicted model, not a curated record. The annotation marks the transcript as partial. The transcript has a single exon.
GGUUAUAAAGUUUAUUACACUACAAAUCCUAAUCAACCAGAAGCCUCUUGGGAUUCUCAAAUGGUUGAUAACAGUGAACUGACGACAAUAUCUGACUUAACACCCCAUGCCAUAUACACGGUACGUGUACAGGCAUAUACCUCUAUGGGUGCCGGUCCAAUGUCCACGCCAGUACAAGUGAAAACUCAACAAG